Messenger RNA from Anguilla rostrata (American eel), 3793 nucleotides. RefSeq names its product endoplasmic reticulum aminopeptidase 2-like. The record is from RefSeq and is a predicted model, not a curated record. Bases 321 to 3122 code for a protein of 933 amino acids. Gene Ontology annotation, molecular function: metalloaminopeptidase activity; peptide binding; zinc ion binding. Gene Ontology annotation, biological process: proteolysis; peptide catabolic process. The transcript is spliced from 19 exons. NCBI's taxonomy places the organism in Eukaryota, Metazoa, Chordata, Actinopteri, Anguilliformes, Anguillidae. Gene Ontology annotation, cellular component: cytoplasm.
CAUACGGGACACAGCGAGUCAGCAGCAACAGAGGCGGUAGAGGCAGCUCUACACCGGGGAAUUGUGGGUCAGACAUAUGAAAGAGAAAAUGAAAGCUGAGAACAGGGGAGAAUAACAGGCCUGAAUGAUGCAGCUGAAUUGAAGGUUGAAAUCUGUGUGGGGGAGCAUUUCUGGAUAUUUCUACUCAAACCAGUUGGAAUGUAAUGAAAUCCAAACAGAGGCCCUUUUCAUCACAGCCUGAUUAUCACUGGUGUUAGCAAAUUUUAAAAAACUCUUUUUAGAUUAGGUUGCGAUUAUAAUUUACUAUUCGAUUUUAGAAUAUGUUUCUCCUGAUAUUAGCCCUGUUGCCCUGUUACUCUGUUGUUGGUAUAAGCAGUGAUGACUCGCCACACGUGGCCACAAACGGUCUGCCGUUUCCAUGGAGCAAAGUCAGGCUUCCAAAUUAUAUAAUACCCAUCCACUACCACCUCCUCAUCCACCCGAACCUGACCGCUCUAAACUUCAGCGGGUCUGUGAGGAUUGAGAUCGAUGUGAAGAACAACACCAACUGGGUAGUCCUGCACAGCAAGAACCUUGAAAUCACCACGGCUACAAUUCUGGACGAAAGCGAGGCCCUACAAUCAGACAAACAACUCCCCGUGCUGGAGUACCCAGCGCAUGAACAGAUCGCCAUUUUCUCUCCUAAAAUUUUGAUCAGUGGGGAGAAGUACUUCCUUCACCUUGAGUUUGCUGCCCCGUUAGCUGAUGGUUUUUAUGGCUUCUACAGAAGUACUUACAAAACAAAAAACGGUGAAACAAGGGUGUUGGCAUCGACACACUUUGAACCUACCUCUGCACGGAUGGCUUUCCCAUGCUUUGACGAGCCCAGCUUUAAGGCAAACUACUCCAUUAAAAUAAGGAGGAGACAGACACACAUCGCACUGUCCAACAUGCCCAUUGAGCAAACUGUUCCCCUGGAGGACGGUCUAUUUGAGGACCACUUUGAAGCUAGCGUGCGGAUGAGCACAUACCUGGUGGCAUUUAUUGUCUGUGACUUCAAGUCCGUCUCUGGAAGAACCACAUCUGGAAUAGACGUCUCGAUAUAUGCUGUCCCAGACAAAUGGCACCAGACUCAUUAUGCUCUUGAGGCCGCCGUGAAGAUGCUGGAGUUCUACGAAGAGUAUUUUAACAUCUACUAUCCCCUACCGAAACAGGAUUUGAUCGCCAUCCCAGAUUUCCAGGCCGGAGCCAUGGAGAACUGGGGUCUGACCACCUACAGGGAAACGUCCCUCCUGUUCGAUCCCGACACGUCGUCGGCGUCCGACAAGCUGUGGGUCACCAUGGUGAUCGGACAUGAGCUGGCCCAUCAGUGGUUUGGAAACCUUGUGACAAUGGAGUGGUGGAAUGACAUUUGGCUCAAUGAAGGAUUUGCCCGAUACAUGGAGUUUGUUUCUGUGGAUGCCACCUACCCUGACCUGAGAGUGGAGGACUAUUUGCUUGACACCUGCUUCGCUGCCAUUGGUCGGGAUUCGCUGAACUCCUCCCGACCAAUCUCCAGUGCAGCUGAGAACCCCACACAGAUUAAAGAGAUGUUUGACACUGUGUCCUAUGACAAGGGUGCCUGCAUCCUACACAUGUUGAGACACUUCCUGACGGAUGAUGUGUUCCAGAGCGGCAUUGUCCGGUAUCUGAGGAGGUUCAGCUACAAGAACGCCAAAAACGAAGACCUUUGGGACAGCAUAGCCAACACCUGCAGUGAUGAUGAUUUUACUUCUGGAGAGUUCUGCUACAGCAGUGGCCAAGCAGCCAAGAAUGCAUAUCGCUACGCGGGAGAGCACCUGGACCUGAAAGUGAUGAUGAACACGUGGACCCUGCAGAAGGGCAUUCCCCUGGUCACUGUGGACCGCCAGGGCUCGGUUCUGAAGAUAAGGCAGGAGCGCUUCCUGAAGACCAUGCUUCCCAGCGAUCCGGCUUGGCUUUCCAUGCAGCAGGGCUACCUUUGGCAUGUUCCUUUGACAUACAUGACAAGCAACUCCAAGACUAUUGUGAGACAUCUGCUGGAAACACAAUCUGACACCAUUAAGAUACAAGGAGAUGUUAACUGGGUGAAGUUUAACACCGACAUGAAUGGAUACUACAUUGUCCACUACGAGGGGGACGGAUGGGACACCUUAAUUAACCUCAUGAAGAAGAACCACACAGCUCUGAGUUACAAGGACAGAGCCAACCUUGUUCACAACGCCUUUCAGUUGGUCACGGCAGGAAGGUUACGGCUGAGCAAAGCUCUUGACUUGACCGGCUACCUGAAGUCUGAGACACACAACGUUCCCCUCCUGCAAGGACUGGGUUACCUGGAGACCUUCUACAAGAUGGUGGAAAAAAGGAAUAUCAUUGAUGUCACCCAAAACCUAAAGGCUUACAUCCUGCACUACUUCAAAGCUGUGAUUGACAAGCAGACCUGGAGCGACACAGGAUCUGUAUCUGACAGAAAGCUGCGCUCAGAGGUCUUGUCCCUGGCCUGUGACCUUGGCUACCUUCCUUGUGUCGAAAAGGCAAAGGACCUGUUCAACAGCUGGGUGAAGUCCAACGGCACAAUUAGUCUACCUACCGAUGUAACUGAGACCAUUUAUUCCAUCGGGGCCCAAGAAGAGGAAGGCUGGACUUUCCUCCUGGAAAAAUAUCAAGUUUCCUUCUCUGAGGCGGAGAAAUACAAAAUCCUGGGAGCAUUAACCACCAGCAGAGUUUCUGAUAAACUUUUGAGGCUGCUGAACUUGGGCAUGGAAGGUGAGGUGAUCAAGACACAGGAUCUGUCCUCAUUAAUCUACAGUGUGGCUAGAAAUCCCAAAGGUCACUUUAUGGCUUGGAACUUUGUGAAGAAAAACUGGAAUACACUGGUGGAAAAAUUUCAGCUGGGGUCUUUCUGCAUUAGAAAUAUAAUAAUUGGCACAACUGCACAAUUUUCAUCUAAGGACGAGCUUGAAGGGAUCAAGGAAUUUUUUGAGUCCAUACAAGAGCAAUCAUCCCAACUCCGGGUCACCCAGGUAGCUGUGGAGAAUGUGCAGAAGAACAUUAUGUGGCUGGAACGGAACCUGGAACCCUUGCGGAUGUGGCUACAGAAAAACUUGCCCCGAGGGACGAAUUAGAUUACAGCACUGAUCCGUCCAAUCACAAAUGACAAUGCUGAUGUCAGACUGUAGCCACUCAGUGUGGCAGCCCCUGUGCCAAAUGCCACAUGACCAUUUGCACUAGUAGGUCAGUUCUCUGUGAUUGUUGGGAGGAGCAACAUUUCCCUGCGAAUCUGGGCACAAAGAUUCCCCUUUUCCCUUUCACUUUGCUUUGUUACCUUGCAUAAUUAGAUCCAUAGCCUCUAAAAACAUUUUUUUUUUACUCCAAAACUCAACACCCAUCCCAUCACCCAACCUGGAAAAUCAAUAAUGACAUGUUGGGAAUCACAAGCUAUUGAACUGCAUAUCAGAUGUUCUCUACAUAUCCCUACUGAUCUGUAGGAUAAAACAGGCCCGUUCUCUUGAGUUUGCACUAGCAUUAGCGACAUUAGCAACAUAAAGGUUAUUUGAUACAUUGAAGGUUAUGGAGAUGUUUAAUUAUGAGUUAACUGAUAAACAAGAAUUCUGACACAAAGCUGGUGUUAAAAGAGAAUGUUUUUAUAAUAAGUUAUAAUAAUUAUUAUUGCAAAUAUUUUAAAUGAAUGAGCAGCACUGAACAUGAAUUAUUAUUAUUAUUUUUUGUAAUGGUUUGAUGUUUUUGCAUGAUAUUUCAUGAAAAACGUUUUUCUGGUAAAUACAAUAUGAAUGUG